Molecule: messenger RNA, 450 nt
Organism: Lathyrus sativus (Indian pea)
Lineage: Eukaryota; Viridiplantae; Streptophyta; Magnoliopsida; Fabales; Fabaceae
Source: the annotation of a GenBank genome assembly
AUGAGUUUCACCGACAAACAGGAGGCUUUGGUGAAUAGCUCUUGGGAAUCUUUCAAACAAAAUCUUCCUCAAUAUAGUGUUUUGUACUAUACUAUUUUGUUGGAGAAAGCACCUGCCGCAAAAGGUAUGUUUUCUUUUUUAAAAGACUCAGCUGAAGUACAACAUAAUGCAACAUUACAAGCUCAUGCUGAAAAUUUUUUUAGGUUGGUGCGUGACUCAGCCGUUCAACUUCGAACAAAAGGAGAGGUAGUUUUAGAAGAUGUUACAUUGGGUGCUAUUCACGCUCAAAAGGGAAUUGUUGGUCCACAUUUUGUGGUGGUUAAAGAAGCAUUGCUGAAAACAAUAAAAGAAGUGGUAGGAGACAAAUGGAGCGAUGAACUCAGCACUGCUUGGGAAGUAGCUUACGAUGAAUUAGCAACAACAAUUAAAAAAGCAAUGAGUUCAAAUUAG